This is a messenger RNA of Arachis duranensis, 519 nucleotides long. RefSeq lists its product as uncharacterized. NCBI's taxonomy places the organism in Eukaryota, Viridiplantae, Streptophyta, Magnoliopsida, Fabales, Fabaceae. The coding region runs from base 1 to 519 and encodes 172 amino acids. The transcript is spliced from 2 exons. The record is from RefSeq and is a predicted model, not a curated record.
AUGGCUUCGUAUAAGGCCUUGUAUGGACGGAAGUGCCAAUCUCCACUUUGUUGGUACGAAUCGAGUGAAGUGAGUGUUUUGGGUCCAGAUUUGGUAGCAAAGACUACUGAGAACAUUAAGAAGAUUCGUGCAAGGAUUUUGACUGCACCAAAGCCGACAGAAAAGCUAUGUGGAUCAGAGAAAGAAACCAUUCUAAGGCACUUUGGGCCGGUGGCGUAUCAAGUAACUUUGCCACCUCACUUGUCUAACUUGCAUGACAUAUUCCACGUAUCACUGCUCCACAAGUACACGUCGGAUACGGCUCAUAUGUUAGAGCCUGAGUCGGUCGAGUUGAAGGAAAACUUGACUUUCCAAGUAACACCAGUAGGUAUUGAUGACACUAGUGUGAAGAAACUGCGAGGAAAAGAAGUUCAGUUGGUUAAAGUAGCUUGGGAGCGAGCAGGAGUUGAAGAGGAUACUUGGGAAUUAAACUCUGAGAAGCGAAAGGAUUAUCCUGAGCUUUUCUCAAGUAAUCAUUAA